UGCCAUCCCUAAUUUUUAGCACGUUGGCUUUUAUUGGGAAAUAUGGAUGCUGCACAGCUGUCUGGUGCCCUGCGCGACUUGCCAAAUAGGGUAUUGAACGUUCCCGUAGACGAGCGCCAAUCGUUGUUUCAUAAUGUGAGUGCGGUGUUAAACAAUCCCGGUGUUAACUCGAAUAUAAUAAGAGGCAUAUGCAAGGUGCUGGGAACAACAAUAUCAAAGUAUAAGGAUGCGUCUUCACAGCUAUUAGUUCGAAAACUUAUAUGCGAUCUAUUAAUUGCGCAUCAUGACCUAACUAUUGAGCAUAUGCUAGCUGUAUUCAAAGCACUUUUGUUCAAAGAAUUACCAUCUGCACCAACUCAUAAAUCGUGUAGAUCAGCUGUUGUAGCUUUGGGAUGGGUUACUUUAAUAUUAAAAAACUCAAACAGAGAUUCUAAUAUUUGUAAAACUGAAAAGUUGCGCUUUAUUGAAUAUCUGUCAUUGCUUUUUCAAAAUACAUUGAUCGCACAGAGCCCUCGAGUUUCAGAAGCAGCCACAAAAAUAAUAUUCGACUUAUGGGAGAAUAAUAUUAUUUUCGAAGAAAUGCUGCGAACUUUAUUCCAAAUGGAUGCUACAUCUAAUAUUACAGUUAUAAUAAUGAUGAUGGUACGAUUUGAAAUCGAGCACAAUCAGAAUGCUAUUUUAACUGAACACAGGACUAAAGUUGUGGAAUACUUUGUAAAAAGUAUGGUCUUAUGCAAAUGCAAACCUGAAAAAUCCGUCAUAACAACCUGUCGCCCAUUGCUGGAAACUCUGGACGACUCGGAAUUCAAUUUACAUAUUUAUGGUCCGGUACAAAAGGCUAUUUUGCGCAGUCCAGAAAAUACUUUAGAAAGCGUUGGUUUAAUAUUUGAUUUUAUAAAUAUUGAUGGAAGCCGUUACGCUACUCAAAUCGGAAUGGCUCUCAUCAGAAAACUUUACAGUGAUGGAGAAGUUGCACGCCGUGAGUCUUUGGAUUCACUAAAGAGUAUAUCGCAAAAGUGUUCAAAUGGAAACGUGAUUAAAGAAUUGCUGUCACGGAUUUUCUCCAUAUUGAAUGGAUCCGAUGGCAAAAUAAAUGUUGUAGAGUAUCGCAUUAAUCUAUUGCAGGGUGCUGGAUUCUUAAGCUACAACAAAGUCGCUCCAAGCAACCUACCAGAUGUUUUAAAUGAGGCUGUGGAUCUUUUUUCAAAAGCUCUGGAAGCUGAAACCCAAGAAAAGGUGAUUUGUUGUACACUGGAUAUGUUUGCUUUGUGGACCGCGAAGUUUAAAAACGAGAUACCCAGCGUGAUAACAAAUUUAUUUAACAAAGGCAUCGCGUACAAGAACACAAAUCAGGCGAUUAGACAAAGUUAUCUUGAGUGGUUACUGGCAUCGAUACAAAACACAGAGGUUAAAAAUGCCAACCAAUUAGUGCCCGUUUUAUACAGUUUGUAUACAAAGGCAUUGCAGAAUUCGUCGCAGAUUUCAAACAUAUCUGAAUCAGCAUGUCUAGCUAGCCUAAUUUUAAUAUUAGAGAAGCCGUCGGAAACUCAGUCAGCAUUUUGGAAUUCUGUGUUUGACAUGAAUAAGCAAUAUUAUUUCAAUGAAAAGUUUAUUUCGACAGCAACAGCAGAGACCCUUUGUCACAUUUCUCUUAUUGCUAAAAUCUUGCUAAUAUCAUACAUUGAUCAGAUCAAAGGACCUGUAGAACCUUUGCACAGAGUGUUACUUAAUAAUCUAUGCAACACUUCACUUAAAGUGCGAAACUAUACGAAAAUCCAAGUUACUCAAAUCACCAAAAGCAUUGAUGGGUUGAAUUUCAUAAAGCUUGCGCUGCAAGAAUUUGGAAAUUUACUGACUACAGCUAAAAUACAAUAUGACAGCGACAAUUGUGUUGAAAGUACUAGUACGCCGAGUCUGGCGUUUGUAGAAGCAUUAGAAAUUCUUUGUCAUGUAGAAAAUAUACAAAAUUUUGAUUCCAAGAGCUUAAGUGUGUUACUUUUAGAAAUAGCUAAUCAUCCAGCCAUACUGAUAAACAACCGUCACUUUUGGGAAAAGAUUAUUGAAAAUAACUUUAAUUUAAACCCGGUAUCAUUUAUUGCAACAAACCAAGAACAAAUCAUUGGCACUUAUAUAGAAAAUUUUAAGAUCUGUUCCAUAUAUGAAAACACAGUAGCUUCAUUGGUACGCAUCAAUCCAGAAGUAAUAGCUCCAGCUAUUAUUUUGCGUCUGAAAACAUAUCUAAAUGAUAGCAGCAAUUUUUCUAUUACUAAUGAUGAGUAUUUGACAUUUAUGACACCAGAGGGAGAAUUGUAUGAUAAGAGUGUAAUUCCACAAGCUGAUUCGCAGUAUGCAACGGUUGGUGUAAAACGAGAAAAUAAGGUUUACAGCUAUAAGGAGCAAUUGGAAGAGAUUCAACUUCGACGAGAGAUCGAUGAGAAGCGACAAAAGGAAGGCAAAUCGAAAACCGUUAAACUUACGCAAAAGCAGCAAGAAUUAAUAAAAAACCAGACCGAGAAAGAAAUGAGAAUAAGACAACGUGUCCAAAACUUGAACGAUAAAUUGAUGAGUAUGAUUAGUUUAUUAAAAGCUUCUUGCAUAGGAAAUGAGAAAUAUAUUGCAUUACAUUUUCAUACUCUAUUAGAUGAUAUUCUCUAUGCAACAUGUUGUCCUCUUAGCUCUGCGCCUUUGGUCGAUUUAUAUUUUUUCUUACACAACAUGUGUUUCAAAGAUAAUGUCUCUUUGGCUGCCGAGAUUGGCAUUGCUACUAUUCGUCUACAAAAACCGAAUUGCAUUUUAAAGGAAGAAUGGAAUAAAACUAAUUUAAACGACUGUGUCAUUGAUAUAUUAUCAAACUUGAACAAACAUAUUUUUAAAAAUGGAAACAACUUGAAUUCGCAAUCAUUUUCGUAUGCUUUCGAGUUUCUUAAACGUGCAAUAACAUUAAAUGAGACAAACGAUGAAUUCCUAUUAUUAAGUGUAAAAUUAAUUGAACACCAUGCUCAAUGUAAAGAAGAUAUAUCUACAGAUAUUACCUUUGCCAAGCACUUACCAAGAUUGGGGAUGUUUCGUAUAUUACUUUAUCUAAUAAAGAAUACUUCGACGACCGUACAGACACAGGCAGUAUAUGCUCUUUUGGAAGUUGCGAGUAUUUCAUCAGGAGGUAAAUGGAGCGGUACACCAGAUGAUCAAAUAAUUGCCUUGUUCUUAGAUGCGCUGCAAAGUAAUACCGAACGAAUAAGAGAUGUGGCUUUACGUUCACUAAAAAUCAUGAUCUUGUCAAUUGUCAAUCAUGUUGAUUUAAAUGCUGCCCUUAAAAAGCAACUGAUUGCGAGAUUGUGGAUAGCAAAAUUCGAUGUUUCAUUAGAUAUUAGAAACAUUGCAGUUGAUAUCUGGGAUACUGUCAACUUAAGUUUACCUGCGUUUGAUGAUAUCGUUUGUGAUAUAACACACUCGGAACUAUGCAUACAAAAAGCUUCCGCUGAAUCACUGAUUCCACUUAUAAUAAAUGACAAUAGUUUGACCAAAUUUGGAUUAAAAAAAAUGUUGGCGAUUUAUAAUGAGAAACUUAUUUUAAUUCCUCCAGUAUUGGAUAAAUUUGAUCGGGAAAUUGAACCCGCCGCCGAUCAGUGGAAGCCACGAAGGGGUGUAGCUAUUGCAAUAUCGCAAAUAGCACCAUUUUUUUCAAUUGAUGACAUAGACUUUCUCAUGCAAUUCAUGGUAUCUAAAGGUCUUGGUGACCGCGAGGAUAUUGUGCAUAAAGAAAUGCUAGCUGCUGCCUUAAAAAUAGUUGAUUUACAUGGUAAAGAAACAAUAGUUACACUACUUCCAGUAUUUGAGGAAUUUCUUGACAAAGCUCCAAAAUCCCAAAGUUUUGAUAACAUACGCCAAGCUGUUGUCAUUCUUAUGGGCUCAUUAGCUCGGCAUUUAGAAAAGGAUGAUAAGAGAAUAGAUCCAAUAGUUAAACGAUUGAUAUCAGCACUGUCUACACCGUCCCAGCAAGUUCAGGAAGCGGUGUCUAACUGUUUACCGCAUCUCAUGCCAUCUAUUAAAGACGAAGCGCCUGCAAUCAUCAAAAAACUCUUGCAAUCAUUAGCUAAAUCUGAUAAAUACGGAGAAAGGCGAGGUGCCGCAUAUGGCAUUGCUGGCAUUGUCAAAGGUCUGGGCAUUUUAUCACUUAAACAAUUAGACAUCAUGUCCAAAUUAACAACAUACAUACAGGACAAAAAAAAUUAUAGAUGUCGUGAGGGUGCUCUCUUUGCAUUUGAAGUCUUAUGCACAACUUUAGGACGUCUCUUUGAGCCGUACAUUGUUCAUGUCCUUCCGCACUUGCUCCAGUGCUUUGGUGAUUCAUCCCAGUACGUACGCCAAGCUGCUGAUGACACUGCUAAGGUAGUAAUGGGAAAACUAUCCGCUCAUGGAGUCAAACUUGUGCUACCAUCACUUCUUGAUGCGCUAGACGAAGACUCGUGGAGGACAAAAACAGCUUCUGUUGAACUAUUAGGAGCUAUGGCAUUUUGUGCUCCGAAACAGCUAUCGUCUUGCUUGCCGAGCAUUGUACCAAAGUUGAUCGAAGUACUUGGGGACUCUCAUACAAAGGUUCAAGAAGCGGGCGGAGAGGCUUUAAAAGUAAUAGGCUCUGUUAUUAAAAAUCCCGAAAUUCAGGCAAUUGUACCUGUUUUAUUGAAAGCCUUGGAAGAUCCAUCUAACAACACUUCAGUUUGUCUUCAAAGCUUGCUUAAAACAAAAUUCAUUCACUUUAUUGAUGCACCUUCUUUGGCUCUAAUUAUGCCAGUUGUUCAAAGGGCAUUUAUGGACCGAUCAACAGAAACGAGAAAAAUGGCUGCCCAAAUUAUCGGCAAUAUGUACUCCCUGACAGAUCAAAAAGAUUUGACGCCAUAUCUACCAAGCAUAAUUCCUGGAUUGAAAUCUUCGUUACUUGAUCCCGUCCCAGAAGUCAGAGCGGUAUCUGCCCGUGCACUUGGUGCGAUGGUGAAAGGAAUGGGUGAAUCUUCCUUUGAAGAUCUUUUGCCCUGGCUUAUGCAAACCUUAACAUCGGAGUCUAGCAGCGUUGACCGUAGUGGCGCAGCCCAAGGACUCUCUGAGGUUGUUGGUGGACUGGGUGUGGAAAAAAUGCACAAGCUGAUGCCUGAAAUAAUUGCCACAGCAGAAAGAACCGAUAUUUCCCCACAUGUUAAGGAUGGGUAUAUUAUGAUGUUCAUAUAUAUGCCUGGUGCGUUCCCUGAAGAGUUUACUCCAUACAUUGGUCAAAUAAUAAAUCCGAUUUUGAAAGCAUUAGCCGAUGAAAGCGAAUAUGUACGCGAUACGGCGUUGAAGGCUGGUCAACGUAUUGUAAAUUUAUACGCAGAGAGUGCUGUUGCUCUUUUACUUCCAGAGUUAGAAAAGGGACUGUUUGAUGAGAACUGGCGUAUCAGAUACAGUUCCGUACAACUACUUGGUGACCUAUUAUACCGUAUAUCUGGUGUGUCUGGUAAAAUGACUACGGAAACAGCAAGUGAAGAUGACAAUUUCGGUACAGAGCAAUCACACACAGCCAUUAUUCGCUUUUUGGGCGAUGAGCGCCGCAACAGAGUAUUAUCCGGCCUUUACAUGGGACGCAGCGAUGUAUCCCUGAUGGUUCGACAAUCAGCGUUGCAUGUGUGGAAAAUUGUGGUAACUAAUACACCCAGGACAUUAAGAGAAAUUUUGCCAACAUUGUUUGGAUUGUUAUUGGGAUGUUUAGCUAGCACUAGCUAUGAUAAACGACAAGUCGCUGCACGUACUUUGGGAGAUCUUGUAAGAAAGCUUGGAGAAAGAGUGCUUCCAGAGAUUAUUCCCAUAUUAGAAAGUGGUCUGAAUUCAGAACAAGCGGACCAAAGACAAGGUGUCUGCAUUGGUUUAUCGGAAAUAAUGGCAUCAACUUCAAAGGAAAUGGUUCUUACUUUUGUGCACAGCUUGGUUCCCACUGUUCGUAAAGCUCUUUCUGACCCCUUGCCUGAGGUACGAGAAGCAGCCGCUAAGACAUUUGAAUCUUUGCAUAGUACUGUGGGCUCGCGCGCAUUGGAUGACAUUCUACCCUCAAUGUUAAAUGGUCUCUCCGAUCCAGAUCCGUUGGUGGCGGAGAACACCUUAGAUGGAUUACGACAAGUGAUGUCAAUAAAAUCUCGGGUUGUACUACCAUAUCUCGUUCCGCAACUAACGGCACCGCCAGUAAAUACAAAGGCACUUUCAAUAUUGGUGUCGGUUGCUGGUGAUGCAUUAACAAAAUAUUUACCGAAAAUUUUAUCUGCGCUUCUGGAAUCAUUAUCCCAAUCACAUGGGACUGCUAAUGAGCAACAAGAAUUGGAAUACUGCCAGACUGUUAUCUUGUCCGUAACUGAUGAAGUUGGAGUAAGGACAAUAAUGGAUACUCUUAUGAUGUCAGCAAAAUCAGAUAAUGCAUGUACCCGAAAGUCUUCUGCCAGUUUACUUUCCGCUUUUUGCAUCCAUUCACCUGGCGACUACUCUCAAUACAUUCCACAACUUCUUCGUUGUUUGCUACGAUUAAUGGCCGAUCAGGAUAAGGGUAUACUGCAGAAUGCGUGGGAGGCGCUAAAUGCGGUUAUAAAGGGCCUCAAUCCAACACAGCAAAUCGGUUAUGUAAGUGACGUACGACAAGCAGUUAGAUUUGCUGCUGGCGAAUUAAAGGGCUCAGAUCUGCCAGGCUUUUGCCUGCCAAAGGGAAUUACGCCUCUAUUGCCAGUGUUUCGUGAAGCGAUUCUUAAUGGUUUACCAGAAGAAAAGGAAAACGCUGCACAGGGUCUUGGCGAAGUCAUUUAUCUUACAAGUGCACAGUCAUUGCAACCGUCUGUAGUACACAUUACCGGACCCCUAAUUCGCAUUUUGGGAGACCGAUUUAACUCUGGAGUAAAAGCUGCUGUUCUGGAGACAUUAGCCAUUCUACUACAUAAAGUUGGUGUAAUUUUAAAACAGUUUUUGCCCCAACUGCAGACAACGUUUUUGAAAGCACUGCACGAUCAAAACCGAAAUGUGCGCAUGAAAGCGGGCAGAGCACUCUCUGAGCUAGUCGCCAUUCACUCAAGAGCUGAUCCUUUGUUUAAUGAAAUUCACAACGGCAUCAAAAAUGCUGAUGAUUCUGCUGUAAGAGAAACCAUGUUGCAUGCGCUGCGUAGCAUUAUUACUCCAUCUGGUGAAAAAAUGUCUGAACCCAUAAAGAAGCAAGUGUUUUCUACUUUAUUAACAAUGAUUGGCCAUCCAGAGGAUAUAACAAGAAAUUCUGUCGGUGGAUGUCUAGGAGCUAUGAUUAGGUACAUGCCCACUGAACAAGUUAGUGAUCUAUUAAACAACCAUGUGUUUACUGAGAUUGGGGAUGAUUCGUUUGUGAAGCAUGGUUACACUGUUAUUCUUUUUGUUGCUUUGAAGGAAUGUGCAAACAAUGUGCUGACCGAGAAAUUCACUGACAAGAUUAUAGCUUACAUUUUGAUUAACAUUGUGUCAGAAAAGGUCCUUAUUGCCAGUAACUCUGUUAGAGCAGCAACAUAUCUCCUAGAAUAUAAACUAGUCCUUGGUGAGGAGCCACCAAAUAGUGUUAUAGUCGCACUGGCUAGAGCAAUGAACCACAAUAGCAAUGACGUUAAACAGUUGGUAGCCAGAAGUUGUAUUCAUCUAUCUAAAAAUGUUACAGCUGAGCAAAUCAAUAUUGAUGUUAUGAAGACCUUAGUUCCGACUCUGGUCAAUGGUACCAAAGAGAAGAAUGGAUAUGUAAAGUCCAAUUCAGAAUUGGCUCUUAUAUCAAUAUUAAGGUUAAGGUCAGAUGACACAACCUUUAUAAAAAUAUGUGAGGUUCUCGAAACUGGGGCAAAAGACUCUUUGAGUGAGGUUGUAACAAAGGUUUUAAAGAGAGUGGCAGUUCAGGCACCAGCUAAAGAAGAAGAUUUAGACGACACAUUGCAAACCUGAUUGUAAUGACGGCUUAUAUACUUUAUACGUAUAAUAAUUACACUUUUAAAACUUGUAAUACUUCGAUACAAGCUAAUAAAACAUUGUACGAACAUUUUGUGAACUGAACCUAAUAAAAUCAAACUCAUUGCUCUUAA
Molecule: messenger RNA, 8093 nt
Organism: Drosophila busckii
Lineage: Eukaryota; Metazoa; Arthropoda; Insecta; Diptera; Drosophilidae
Gene: l(3)80Fj
Product: eIF-2-alpha kinase activator GCN1
Exons: 4
Coding region: 43-7956 (2637 amino acids)
Biological process (GO): cellular response to amino acid starvation; regulation of translation
Cellular component (GO): cytosol
Molecular function (GO): protein kinase regulator activity; protein binding
Source: RefSeq, a predicted model, not a curated record